AGAAAACAACAGGGUUAUAAACGGAACACCAUCAAAUCAUAAAGGUCCUUUUAAUGACACUCAGUACUAGUCGGUGUCGCCAAAAUUGGGGAAAUUUUGGGUCUAAAACCCUAGUUCUACUCACGCUGUUACGAAGAACUAAAGUAAGAUCUAUCAACUCAAGCUAUGGUUGAUUGGUGGAUAUCUUUGGUGGGGGCCGCAGUUCCCGCACUGGUGGCGGGCCAAGCAAUACGAAUGAAGAACCGAAGAGCAGAAGAAGAACGAUUAAAGAGCGCUAGAGGUCGUGAAAAAAGUUCUGAUGAUAUUUUUGUGUGUGAAAGGGUGUGCACUUCAAAACGGAUGCUAAAGAAAGUCGGGUCAUUUUCUAAAGACCCCGAGCCAAACACAUGUGUCACGGUUUGCGGUGUCUCUGAGCUUGAUGCUUGUGCUGAUGCGUGUGCCCGAACCGUUUGUGUGAACCAGCAUCAAGUUCCAAACUGGAAUGAUAUCUGUUUGAAGAGGUGCCAAAGUGAGUGCUUAAAGCUCUCAAACUCUUCAAUUUUGCCUUGAUGAUAUUUACUGUAUUUUCGUCGUUUUGAAAAUAUUUCGAUUUCUGUUGUGAAUUCAUGAUAUUGAAGUUUGAUCAACGGGUUAUGUUUUAAUAUGACAUCUUUUUGGUC
Molecule: messenger RNA, 659 nt
Organism: Helianthus annuus (common sunflower)
Lineage: Eukaryota; Viridiplantae; Streptophyta; Magnoliopsida; Asterales; Asteraceae
Exons: 2
Coding region: 166-549 (127 amino acids)
Source: RefSeq, a predicted model, not a curated record